Meira miltonrushii is the source of this 1689-nucleotide messenger RNA. RefSeq lists its product as uncharacterized. The record is from RefSeq and is a predicted model, not a curated record. Lineage: Eukaryota; Fungi; Basidiomycota; Exobasidiomycetes; Exobasidiales; Brachybasidiaceae. Gene Ontology annotation, cellular component: nucleus. Gene Ontology annotation, molecular function: DNA-binding transcription factor activity; sequence-specific DNA binding. Gene Ontology annotation, biological process: positive regulation of DNA-templated transcription. The transcript is spliced from 2 exons. Bases 1 to 1689 code for a protein of 562 amino acids.
AUGGUGGACUCAAGCAAGCAAAACGAUUUACGUGAGAUCAUAAAGGUAUCAAAUGCGUUAAUGCAACAGUUCGACAUUACAGAUGCUUGCUCGUCCGAAAAAGAAGAUAAGGGUAGCUGGGAUCCACCAAAACGCUUAUCGUAUCCAUUAGUCAAUGCUUUCGAUCGAUCUUUUCGACAUCUCAACCUCUCCUUGCACAUGAAAAGACGGUACGAGGAAAAAUUCACUGAAGUAUCAGAUCAGCUACACUCAUUGUGCUUGGCAGAGGUUGUCAAGAUAGCAUCAUCACUUCAUGGAAAAUUACACAACUGUGAUUUUGAGAAAAUUGUCCGCAUAACCGAAACUUCUCUGAGUGAGAAUGUGUCGCAAUUGCAUAGCAGUAUGAUGGCUACCAUUCAGAAUAAGAUAAAGGCGUUUCACGCUGAUGCGGCUUUUAGCGAUGUGGAAAGCUCAGGUGAAUCUUCUGUUGCUCAAAAAGGUCAUUCUCGGCGGGCAGUUGCCAUUCUCGAAAAAGUCUUUUCUCAAACAACCAACAUCAAUAAAUCAGAGAAGCUUCAAUUGGCAAAGGCAACCAAUCUUGAGCCACGUCAAGUCACAAUUUGGUUCCAAAAUAGACGCAAUCGUAAACCCACAGCUCAAGCACAUUCAAACACCAAGUCACAGAAGCAAUCUUCCUCUUCACUACCUUUGCGACGCAAACGCAAAUCGGACGAAAUGGAUGGAAUUGUUCCAUCAACACCAAAGCAUCGCCGUCGAAUGUCAGAUUCAGGCAUGUCUCCAGGUUUGUCAAGAGACGUGACGCCUUUCUCCAUCUCUUCAAGAGGUCGCAGCAGUAGUGUGGACCUUUUUGAAGCUGGUCAUGCGAUGUCGUCAGGAACGAGCUACGAUGACAGCUUUUCAGCUUACCAAAGCAUUAGCGUAAGUCCACCAAGAUCCACAUUUGGAGCAAGUUCGUUCGAUGAACAAAUCGUUCGCUUUACCAAUGCAAAGAACAGCGGCAGUAGCAGCAACAGCAGUAGCAACGGCAACAGCCGUAAUAGCAGCAACACCAGCAACGAAAUGAUGUUCAACGAAAAUGGUGAAUUGUUGCUCGAUUGGGAUGAUUUGGAGUUGAAUUUGGAUGACUUCACAGGAACACAAAGCUUAACUCCCCUCACAGACAAUCAAAACAACGGAAUUCUUGCAGGUCUUGAUUUGCCAAAUUCUGCACAUUCUACACAAGAGACAAACGAUCUUGUUUCGAUCUUUGCACGCAAAUUAGUCGAAGAAAGUUUCAAUCCAGAGGAAUUUUUGGCGCAAAUGCAACAAAGUGAAGAAUGGAGUUCACCCGUCAUGGGUCGUUUGUUCCUGGCCAGAGGACAAGAACAGGAUGCAAUCUCCUUAGCUGAUUUGCAAAGUACACAAAACUCAGGACCAUCAGCUUCCACCAGCACGCAAACAUCACCAGGAUCAAGCACACCAAGAAGCUUGUUCAACUUUGAUUUUGACAACUUAGGUUUGGAAGAUGCUAUGACGUACAACAAUGAAUCGAUUGGACAACAAAUUAACUCAAUUGAUUUGCAUGCAAUGGAAGAAUUGCUCAAGUACGAGCCACUUACAACAGACAUGCUUGGCCUCAUUUUUUCACCACCAGCAUCAGCAUCACCAAUCGCAAACGUUGACACCGCCAGCUUGACUCUCUUAAAUUGA